AUGGCUGCGGUGGUAUAUUUGAAGAUGACAAGUUCGGAUGGUGUGAGUGUCCCUUUAGCUACUGCUAAAACCAAGGCUCCUCUCAAGCAACUCACCAUCCCGAGACUUGAGCUCAACCCCGCAGUCAUGCUUGCGAAACUCACAAGGUAUGUGCGUGUUCAAUUCAACCUUGAUAACGCUCCUGCAGAAGCAGGUGAGCGUAUCAAGUGUCCUGUGUUCCUCUGUCCUGUGUUCCUGUGGGCAGACUCAGCUGUUACCCUGGCGUGGAUCAGCUCUCAUCCCUCCCGGUGGAAGGAAUAUGUGCAUAACAGGGUAGCCAGUAUACAGGAACUGGUUCCAGGAGCGAAGUGGCGAUACAUCAGCGGUAAGGAGCAUCCUGUUGCUUGUGCUUCUCGGGGCAUCACUGUAGCUCAACUCAGUGCUCAUAAGCUGUGGUGGAUGGGUCCAAAGUGGCUGCAGUUGGACUCCUCUCAGUGGCCAAAAGAGAAUGCCAAACUGGAUCCGUCAGCGAAUCUGGAAGAGAAGCCCGCAUCCAUAUUUACCGUUUCCAUGGGCUCUACUCUCUGGGAUUUCAUCAUCAAGUACUCCUCUCUCUACAAAUUGCUGCGCAUAACAGCAGCUAGGCUGUAUUGGGUCAGAGCCGCUCAGGCUCAUUAUCUGCAGUCGGAGUGCAGCAUUAUCUAUCAUGGUCAACAACUUGGGAGGUCUCAUCCGUUGACCAAACUGACUGCCUUCAUGGACCAUCAAGGUGUUCUCCGAGUGGGCGGAAGAUUGAAGUUCUCUAACCUGCACCCAGAGAGUAAACAACAAGCGAUCGUUCCCAAAGAUUCCGAGCUGGCUGAACUUCUCAGUAGGGACUCUCAUCAGCGAACGUUGCAUAGUGGGACUCAACUCACGUUGACGCAUCUCAGGAGGUUUUACUGGAUUAUUGGAGAAAGAGCGCCAGUAAGAUCGUUCAUUCUCAAGUGCGUGGAAUGUGCCCGCCAACGUAGAGUACGUGCUCAGCAACUGAUGGGGCAGCUUCCACCGGCACGUCUGUCUCCAGGACGUGCCUUCUCUAACACUGAUGUAGAUUACGCUGGACCAGUGUCCAUCAAGACGUGGAAGGGGUGUUGUUAUAAAACCCAAAAGGGUUGGUUAGUGAUCUUCGUUUGCAUGGCCACGUCAGCACUUCAUCUGGAAGCUGCCACCGACUACUCUGCUGAUGGGUUCAUUGCUGCCUAUCGGAGAUUCGUGAGUCGUCGAGGUCGUUGCAGGAACCUCUUCAGUGAUUGUGGAACGAAUUUCGUUGGUGCAGACAAGGAGCUGAAGAGGUUGUUCUCCGCUGGAUCAAAGGAGUUUCAGCAUCUCACAGCAGUUUGCCUGCAAGACGGUACUCGGUGGUCUUUCAAUCCACCUGGGGCCCCUCAUUUUGGAGGAAAACGGGAAGCAGCGGUAAAAUCAGUGAAGUAUCAUCUCUCUCAAAUGAUUCGGGAUACUACACUGACGUUCGAGGAACUCUCGACGUGUUGUGUCUCACUCUUCGGCAUUUUUUGA
This is a messenger RNA of Diachasma alloeum, 1536 nucleotides long. RefSeq lists its product as uncharacterized. Bases 1 to 1536 code for a protein of 511 amino acids. Gene Ontology annotation, molecular function: nucleic acid binding. The record is from RefSeq and is a predicted model, not a curated record. The transcript has 2 exons. Lineage: Eukaryota; Metazoa; Arthropoda; Insecta; Hymenoptera; Braconidae.